Leptopilina boulardi is the source of this 774-nucleotide messenger RNA. Its product is annotated as acyl-CoA-binding protein homolog. Bases 265 to 534 code for a protein of 89 amino acids. NCBI's taxonomy places the organism in Eukaryota, Metazoa, Arthropoda, Insecta, Hymenoptera, Figitidae. The record is from RefSeq and is a predicted model, not a curated record. The transcript is spliced from 4 exons. Gene Ontology annotation, molecular function: fatty-acyl-CoA binding. Gene Ontology annotation, biological process: fatty acid metabolic process.
UAUAAUUUAUACGUCCCUGGAAUACACACUGCCGACAUCGAUAUCGUUUGUUGUCGUCCAUUUUCGUCAGUUUUCGUUUAUCAUUAUCACGAUAACGAACACACCGCUGUAAUUAUUCUCCAAUUAACAUCACCACCUCUGUCAAAAAAUCAAAGUGAGAGCAAUCUUUAUAAAUAUACCUAUAUAUAGCAAAACAAGGCGAGAGUGUACAAAGAUCAUUUUACUAAUUCACUUGAAUAAUUAACACAAGAAGAAAAUAAAAAAAUGUCUCUUGACGAGCAAUUUAACAAAGCCGCAGAGGAUGUGAAAGACUUGGCUUCUACACCAUCAGACGCUGAUCUUUUGGAAAUUUAUGCCCUAUUUAAACAAGCAACUGUCGGUGAUUGCAAUACAGCAAGACCAGGUAUGCUUGAUUUCAAAGGAAAAGCAAAAUGGGACGCAUGGAAUGGAAAAAAGGGUUUAAGUCAAGAAGACGCUAAGAAGCAAUAUAUAGAAAAAGUUGAAUCACUAAUUCAAUCAAUUGGCAAAAAAUAAAAAAUACAUAAAAAUGAAAUAUGCACUAAGUGUUUUGAAAAUUUUGUGCAAUAUUUUAUCAAACUUAGGAACUUAUUUACAAAUUUUGCACAAUUGUUUAUUACUUUUUUUACAAAAAAUUUUUUUAUGACAUUUAUGUAUAUAUAAAGAGAGAGAGAAAGAGAGGAAAUUAAAUUUAUACAUUUUAAAUAAAUUUUAAAAUGACACUGUAAUGAAAUAAAUGAGUGUUUUAAUGAUAAA